This is a messenger RNA of Funneliformis mosseae, 131 nucleotides long. NCBI's taxonomy places the organism in Eukaryota, Fungi, Glomeromycota, Glomeromycetes, Glomerales, Glomeraceae. The record is from the annotation of a GenBank genome assembly.
AGAUAAUUCAUUCGUCACUUAAAACACAAAUUGCAAAUAAUAUUUUAAAUGAAGCAUCAAAUGUAGAUAGUACUGCUUUAUCCCAAUUACCAAUUUUAAUUGUAGAUAUACCAAAUAUAGAUAUCACUUAG